UCAAGGCCAUCCACUGUCUGGAGCUGUUCCAACCUGGCUUUUGGUUCCUUGAGUGACAUGCUAGAAGGAAGGCCUUAGCCUUCGGUGCUGCAGGGCACAGAGAGAGGAGGGUUCCAGCAGGAGAGUGACAGUCUGGGGUUUGCUAGGCACUGCUGGCCAGGGACCCAUAUUUAUCCAGAGCUGGUACACAUUCCCCGUUGCUCACACAAUAUGUGCGCGCGCAAACACACACACACACACACACACACACACACACACACACGCACACUCACACACACACACCAAGAAUUGCCCUUUUCAUGUCUUAAAAGAAUCAUUUGGAAUUUUGAUGAAGUUUUUAUUUAAUCUGGCUUUCUUUGGGUUGGAUAGCUAUUUUUACCAUGUUAAUCUUGUCAAUCCACGAUCAUGGGAUAUCUCUCUAUUUUCUGAGUUCUUUGAUUUCUUUCUAGAAUACUUGAUGUUCUGUCAUAAAAGAACUUCACUUGUUUGGAUACAGUUACCCAAAGGUAUUUUAUGUUAUUUUUAACUAAUGUAAAGGGUGUUGUGUUUCUAUUUUCCUUCUCAGCCCAUUUAUCAUUUGUAUGAAGAAAGGCUACAGAUUUGUUAGAGUUAAUUUUAUAUUCAGCCACUUUGCUGAAGUUGUGAAUCAGCUUUAAAAGUUCUUUGAGAGAAUGAUUGGGUUUGCUCCUGUAUACUAUAUCAUCUGUAAAUAGUGAUACCUUGGCUUUUUAUUUGCCAAUUUGUAUCCCCUUGAUCUCCUUUUGUGGCCUUAGUGCUCUAGCUAGAACUUUGAGUAGUAUUUUGAAUAGAUUUGGGGAGAGUGAGCAUCCUUGUCGUGCUCCUGAUUUUAGUGGGGUUGCUUCAAUAUCUUUCCAUUUAAUUUGAUGUUGUCUGAUGGGUUUGUUGUAUAUUGGCCAUAUUACAUUUAGGUGUGUGACUUGAAUUCCUGAUUUUUCCAAUACUUUUAACAUGAAGGAGUGUUGUAUUUUUUUUUUCAGAAUUAGAUGCUUUUUUAGCAUCUAAGGAGAUAAGCAAUUCUUACUUACCAAUUAGCAGCAGCAACAACAACAACAACAACAAUAGGGAAAAAGUUAGGCAGUAUAAGGAAAAUCAAAGGGAACUCAGAAGCCUUGGGUCCUAAUUUGACACUUUUUUUUCUCCCCAAGACAGGGUUUCUCUGUAUAGCCCUGGCUGUCCUGGAACUCACUCUGUAGACCAGGCUGACCUCGAACUCAGAAAUCCGCCUGCCUCUGCCUCCCAGAGUGCUGGGAUUACAGGCGUGCGCCACCACCGCCCGGUGAUUUGACACUUUCAUGUAGUAACAAGAGGCAGAGUUUAAUUUAUGGAAGCCUCGGGCUUAUUGCUUCUAAACAGCACAAAUGAAAUAUGUUCGGCAUAUCUGCACACGUGACUAUGCGACUGGAUUUGCUUAUAGGACAGCAAUGCCAAAUCACUGAACGACUUGAACUGCGUUGUGGGGUUGGUAAGUUGAAUACCUCAAUUCUUUCCAAGGUGAGAGAUAAAGCUAUGGUGAAACUGUGAAAGGAAAGCAGACUUCACAUGAAUCUUUGUCUUUAAUCCUUAACAACACAAACAACAACAAAAUCUCAAACUCCUGGGCACAGCUAUGCCAGGAAGAUCAAAGGGCACUGUAGAGUCUCCUGGUCCAUGGGAUUCCCUGCCCCUGGGAACACUGUUGACUCUCCAGGCUGCACCAGCACCUCACCAUAGGGUGUCUGGAGUCCUCUGAGGAUCUACAAUGCAGAGUCAUGAAAUAGUACAGCACACCUAGCACUCUUCAGCUUCAAGCACGGAUUCCAGCCCCAAGGGGGACUGCAAGCUGUACCAGAAUCACAGUUCCACUGCACCAACAAUCUGAACUCUUGCAAAAUCAGCAGGACUUGAGAGUUUGAAGACCUUUAAGUGACAGCAUCCAUGUGCCUGAGAUCUAGGGCCCAGAGCAAGCUACCUGGUCCUAAAGGUCAAAUCCAAGGUCAGCUGGGCCUGGUAGUAAAGAUGAGGAUGCAUCCUGCCCAGGAAGACAGGGAGGCUUCAAACAGUGCACUGCAGUUCCCUCAGAAUAUCCACACAUCUCCCCAGCCCAUCAACGCAGAGGAAAUUGAUUUCACGACUGGACAUGCAGGGGCUUACAGCACUUCUCCUAUGCAGUGCUCAGCCCUGCAUAAAAAUAGCUUCCUGGUGCUUAAAGGGGAACCAAGCAAAGUCAUAGAGAUGUCAACUUCCAAGACUGGGAAGCAUGGUCAUGCCAAGGUACGCCUUGUUGGAAUUGACAUUUUCACUGGCAGAAAACAUGAAGAUAUCUGUCCCUCUACUCACAACAUGGAUGUUCCAAAUAUUAAGAGAAAUGAUUAUCAAGGUGAAGUUCCCUCCUUUUUGAGGUUUCCAUUCAUUAUCCUUUGAAGGACUAGAUUUGUGGAAAGGAGUAAGAACAAGUUUAAGAUAAAAUGUAUCAUCCCACUGGAUAACCUGUGGGCUGUGGAUAAUGUGGACCUAGUCAGAAAACAAGCAAACCUGUCCAGCAAGAACCUUUUCCUGCCCACUGGAAAUUUUUUGGCCACCUUUCUGUAAGAGCAACACUCUGGACCAGUAUUCACAGGAAGAUAGCUGUAGAAAUUGUUGGGCAACUUAAUGCUUCCUAAUUCACAGAUCAAGCCAAUUAACCAGGAUGUUUACAAAAUCCAGUUUAGUUUGAUUUUAUACAAGGUGACAACUCCAACUUUACCCUUCUAUGAUGACCCCAUUUUGUCUAUAAUUUCCACAACAUACAUUUCACAUCUAAGGAUAUACCUUAGUUUUUGAUCUGUGAUGUUCAUCAGGAUUCAAAAAGAUUCAAAAAGACAAAUGGAGGAACAUUGUCUUCUAAGAAGGAUGUGGACAAAACAGAACAAAGCAAAACAUAUCCUCCACUUUCUUUGCUCCAUAAUGUCUGGUAUUAUUUAGGCUUUGAAAAUAAACAAAUUGAUUUUUCUCCAAUAA
Apodemus sylvaticus (European woodmouse) is the source of this 2997-nucleotide messenger RNA. RefSeq names its product eukaryotic translation initiation factor 5A-2-like. Gene Ontology annotation, molecular function: ribosome binding; translation elongation factor activity; RNA binding. The transcript has 5 exons. Gene Ontology annotation, biological process: positive regulation of translational termination; positive regulation of translational elongation. The record is from RefSeq and is a predicted model, not a curated record. The coding region runs from base 1936 to 2421 and encodes 161 amino acids. NCBI's taxonomy places the organism in Eukaryota, Metazoa, Chordata, Mammalia, Rodentia, Muridae.